This is a messenger RNA of Etheostoma cragini (Arkansas darter), 1704 nucleotides long. RefSeq names its product low density lipoprotein receptor adapter protein 1. The record is from RefSeq and is a predicted model, not a curated record. The transcript is spliced from 10 exons. Lineage: Eukaryota; Metazoa; Chordata; Actinopteri; Perciformes; Percidae. The coding region runs from base 43 to 1101 and encodes 352 amino acids.
CUUAACUUUAGAGACAGUGCGGUAUGUGCACGUGCUCACCCCAUGCUUACCCUCAGCUGGUUGCCAGUUUCUGAGUGGGGAGAGAAAAAGAGAGCGAUACAGGGUGGGAACUUAUAUCAGUGGUCUCUCUCUUCGCCUUUUCCCUCUUUGGCGCAUCCUCCGUCGAGCCCAACCUGCUGUAGUUACCUCCCUGUGGUAGACAGACUGGGGAAUCUACCUGGCGGAGAGCAGACACACCUCGGGAUGGAUGCCCUGAAAUCCGCCGGCAGAGCGAUUAUCAAGAGCCCCGGAGUUCCGCGGCACACAUGGGGAACUUCAAAGCACGAAAAGCUGCCAGAGAACUGGACAGACACCAAGGAGACUCUACUGGAAGGGAUGGUGUUCAAUGUAAAGUACCUGGGUAUGACUCUGGUGGGCCAGCCCAAAGGAGAGGACAUGGCGUCAGCUGCCAUUCGCAGAAUUGUUGCCACGGCCAGAGCCAGUGCUAAGAAGUUUCGGAAAGUAACACUGACGGUCUCACCAAAAGGCAUCAUCAUGACAGACACAGAGACUACAGACCUCAUAGAAAAUGUCUCCAUAUACAGAAUCUCGUACUGCACAGCAGAUAAAACUCAGGAUAAGGUCUUUGCAUAUGUCUCUCAGAGUCAGUUCAAUGAGACCCUGGAGUGCCAUGCAUUUCUCUGCCAAAAGAAGAAGAUUGCUCAGGCUGUGACAUUGACAGUAGCCCAGGCCUUUAAAGUAGCCCUUGAUCUUUGGGAGAUUGCUCAGGAAGACAAAAGCAAGAAGGCCAGAACCUGCUGUUCUUGUGCAGCAAGCAAAGGGCAGACAGAGACAACUGACACUCAGUGUGUUCCAGCAGAUCUCCCAGAGGCACACAAGCCCAUUGGGAUGGAGCCAAGUCUCCGGAGGCCCUUCUUCUCUGCUUCACUCAGCUCACCCUCGCCUCGCAGUAACCCUACUCGACGGCGACCAAUCAAACACGACUCUUGGGAUGUGGAAGAUGGAAUCGAUGAUGCAUUCUCAAGCAACAUGGAAGUAGAGGAGAUGGACACCGACUGGCCAAGCCCUGCUCCAAACCCAUCUCUUACAAUGCAGCUCUGAGCGUCCGGGAGGUCUCCAUCUAGAAUCUGUCGUCUGCAACAAUGAGUUUGAAUAACAUACGCAGGGAAUAGCUUCACAACUUACAGAACCAACGAAAUUUGAUGGAAAUCAUACCCCUCAGGCCCUGAGAAAAACAACAAAUACCAAAACAUUACUUGAAAGUUGGAAACAUAUCAUGCUUCCCUGUGCACAAACUGAAUCAGAGACUCUGGUUGAUUUUCGGUGACUGCUGCGGAGAAGACGGAAUGGAUACCCUGCUAUCAUAAACUGCGGUUUCUGUGAAAGCCUGCCAGUCAACACAGCGCAUUCAGUCCUUCAGUCAUCCCCGGCCAUAUUCAAACUCUCACCAACUGCCAUCUGUCUGAGAUACGUCAUCUCUUUCUGGAAGUUCUCUUAUCUUGUCAUUUGCUUGAAGGAGUAACGGCUGCCAGACUCAGCAGUCACUGGAAGAAGCCCAGUGUUAGAGGUACAAAUCUUUAGUUGUGUUUGAUAAAUUAUGAGCAUUCGGUUUGUUGUGCUGAUUCAACCAGUUCUUUGAAGAGUGAAAUGGCAUGCGUGCACCCACGUAUCAUCUUUUUCUUUGAUUACAACAUAAAUGUGUCA